GGUGCGGUGCUCGCUGCUGCCGCUGUGGGGCGCUGCGCAGGAUACCGGCGCCCGCCCACCCCCUUCCUCCCCGCAGCUGUCGCCGCGCACCGUGCCCAGUAGCGCGGAGCGGCUCGCCCCGAUCAUCCCCACCGCCCCGAGGCACCUGCGCAACCCGUCAGGUCCCGCCGCAGCCAUGUCCAAGCCACCGCCCAAGCCCGCCAAGCCAGGACAGGUUAAAGUAUUCAGGGCCCUGUAUACAUUUGAGCCUAGAACGCCAGAUGAACUGUACUUCGAAGAAGGUGAUAUCAUCUACAUCUCAGACAUGAGUGAUACAAAUUGGUGGAAAGGCACUUGCAAGGGGAGAACUGGACUAAUUCCAAGCAACUAUGUGGCAGAACAAGCAGAGUCUAUUGAUAACCCACUGCAUGAAGCUGCCAAGCGAGGCAACCUAAGCUGGUUGAGAGAGUGUUUGGAUAACCAAGUUGGGGUCAAUGGCUUAGACAAAGCUGGAAAUACAGCUCUGUAUUGGGCAUGCCAUGGAGGCCACAAAGAUAUAGUGGAUGUUCUCUUUACACAAGCAAACCUAGAGUUGAACCAGCAGAACAAAUUGGGAGACACAGCUUUGCAUGCUGCUGCAUGGAAAGGUUAUGCAGAUAUUGUAGAGAUGCUGCUGGCAAAGGGGGCAAGAACAGAUCUGAAGAACAAUGAGAAGAAACUGGCUUUAGACAUGGCAACCAAUGCAGCUUGUGCUUCACUUCUUAAGAAGAAACAGACUGCAGGUACAGCUCGAACAUUAAGUAAUGCAGAGGAAUACCUUGAUGAUGAAGAUUCUGAUUAGCUUUUUUCAUUCAGCCUAGAGAACUACAACCUAUGUUCUUAUUUCAUUCCCAAAGCAUAUCUUUACAACUAUAAAACUAUCUUACUUAGAGUACUGCCGUCUUCCAAUUUAGCAUAUAAGUGAGAAUGAAGUAAUGCUUUCCAAAGUAAUAAUCUUCAUGCAUAUCAGAAGAUGCCACAUUUUAGAUCAGAGUUCCUUUGGAAUUAUCUGAUAGGGGAUGUGUGGCAUAGCCUUACCUCUCUUAUCUAUUGAAUGGACAGAGGAACAGUCUUCCAAACGCACAGUUUUCAUCUCAGACCUUCCCAGCAAGUGCCUUGCAUCUCUGGAAUAAUACUCUUCAAACUUAAAAGGUCCCUCUGGGACAGCAGGUCACCCAUGCUAACAUUCCCCAAAGCUUCUGCAGGAAUAGAUUCCUUUGUGCAGUGAGACAGGCAUGAAUGAAGAUGCUGCUGUAGAGAGAGACCAUAUUCUACCCACAUGGAGCCAGCAAGAAAGCAUACAAAUUUAUAGCUUUGAGUAUUCUUCUUUUUUUUUUCUGUCCCUCUGAGUAUAAGGGAUAGGGAGAUCAAGGUCUGCCCCUGGAUGCUCUUUCUUUUGUACUGUUAGGGCCCUAUUCCUGAAAUGUAAACUCAGGUGUAAUGAUUGCUUAAGUCAGUUUUGCUUGAGAAAUACACUUAAUUUUCAACUUAGUGACUUGAUUAUUUUGCUUUUUGAAGUGCAUUUUGUUGAAACUGUCUGUAAUGAAAGGAAGACUGAAUAUUUUUCUAUUUAUCCUGCCUACAAUUUGUUUACUGAUCUCUUGCUUUUAUUUUUUAAGUGCCCUUAUAUAUAUUUUGUCCUAAAUUACCUCAAAGCCUAAGUGUUUUUGAAGGAAUGAGGGAAGAUGUAUAUUGAAUAUACUACAGGUAUCUUUAUGAGAGGUAUCUGAAUAAACAUUUUUUAAAAGUAUGGUUUCUUCCUGUGAAUUAAAGAGAGCUAAGAUUGAGCCACUUUCAAGCUUUUCUAUAGAAUUUAAUGAAUACUAAUUUAGAUUGCUCAAAUAGCUGCAACCAAAGAUUGCACCUGACUAAGGGAUAUUUCUUUGACCACAUAGGAAGGGAGUGUGGCAUGUAUUUGCAGUACAGUCUAGCUUUGUAAAUUUGUUACUAAUUUCCCUGUUAGCAGCUUUGACAGAUUCAGUCCAAGACCACAUAGUCUUUGACACUUUGACACAACAGUGAAAGGAGUGAAAGAUGGGGGAUAAAAGAAAAUCAUUGGAUUUUAAAAUUAGUCUAGAGCACUAAGAUUACAGUUCUAAGAUAUAUUGAAUCAGAUAUUCAUAUUAUCCUAGAAAGAAGAAAAUACAGGUAAGGGUUUUCAAAUGAACACAUGCAAAGAAAGCUGCUUUAGAUUGACCAGAACAGUGUGAGGCUGAGACAUUGCACAAACAGUGAUCUACAAAUAGUUUCCUUUGUAGAAGAGUUAAAGCAUUUCAAUUCUAAACUGUUGAAGUGUUAAAUCAUGUGUUCCAGUCGUGUGAAAUACUGUGGUCAGCUGAAAAGCGAUACUUCAUUUUUUUUGUGAACUCAGAAGUGAAAAUUCUAGAGGGGGAAGAAGGAAAAGCCACAAAGUUUUCCUCUCAGCUUUCAUUAGAACAAUUAUUGAGCAGGACUCAAUAGGCAGAAACUGUCCUGCUUCACAUUUUAUCAGCUGGUAAUUUUUGCUAGGUCAUUUGCAGCACGUUCAGGCCCUGUGUUAGGCUGGGUGCUGCUGAUUAAAGGUGCAGUUGCACAAUGCAAGCACGUUAAUGCAAAAGACAUGUAAAAAGAGGGGAGAAGGAAGAAGUUUCCUAUGUCUGUGAAAUGGGCCUUCUUUCUGCAUAAAUGAAGAUCACGAGGUUAAAAUCCCUGUUUCAUGGAGGGGGUGGCUUUUCCCCAGAAUUACUGCUUGCCUGUCAGAAGUUUGAAAGCAGAUUUUAUGUUAACUCUAAUCUGAUGUCUUCUGUGACUUUUCAUCCUGAAAGUUAAUUGUGGGAUCGGACUUAACAAUUGUAUGUUAUACUCAUGUAUUUAGAUUUAACUACUGCCAGAAGACUGGCUUGUUCACUUGCAGGAAUAUCUGGGUGCUGAAAGGGAAGGCUAAUGUCAGAAAUACAAGUUGGAUCCCCCCACAUGCUGCCUUUGUAAAGUCCUUACUGGAGUGUCCUGAGGGAGAGACACAUCAGAAGGCAGUUAAUGCUGUAGCACAUUUCUUCAACUAAAGUUACUGCUAAUUUUUUUAGAAUUUCAUUUUUCUCAUGCAACUGUCUGCUCAUCUCGUGAAAUAAAACUCACCGUGAAAAUAAAUGA
Molecule: messenger RNA, 3147 nt
Organism: Lagopus muta (rock ptarmigan)
Lineage: Eukaryota; Metazoa; Chordata; Aves; Galliformes; Phasianidae
Gene: OSTF1
Product: osteoclast stimulating factor 1
Exons: 10
Coding region: 176-820 (214 amino acids)
Biological process (GO): signal transduction
Molecular function (GO): protein binding
Source: RefSeq, a predicted model, not a curated record